Molecule: messenger RNA, 1108 nt
Organism: Hippocampus comes (tiger tail seahorse)
Lineage: Eukaryota; Metazoa; Chordata; Actinopteri; Syngnathiformes; Syngnathidae
Gene: mpc2b
Product: mitochondrial pyruvate carrier 2b
Exons: 5
Coding region: 109-483 (124 amino acids)
Biological process (GO): pyruvate import into mitochondria
Cellular component (GO): mitochondrial inner membrane
Source: RefSeq, a predicted model, not a curated record
AGUGCGAGCUGUUUCAUUGUAGCUAGCGCCUAGUUUAGCCUAGCUUCUAGCUCUGAGUGGUUGUCAUCUGCCCCCUUCUCUCCAGAUAGCAAGCCGCUAUUAUUCAUCAUGGCUGCGUUGAGAGUGUCCUAUCACAGGAUUCUGGACCGGAUUGAGCAUAUGCUGCCUGCCAAACUGAGACCCUUGUACAACCACCCGGCAGGUCCAAAAACUGUGUUCUUCUGGGCUCCGAUGUUCAAAUGGGGCCUGGUUGCAGCUGGUUUAGCUGACAUGACACGGCCAGCAGAAAAAUUGAGUACCUCCCAGUCUCUCGUACUAACAGCAACAGGCCUGAUCUGGUCCAGAUAUUCGCUGGUCAUCAUCCCAAAGAACUGGAACCUGUUUGCUGUCAACUUCUUCUUGGGCUGCGCCGGAGGCUCCCAGCUCUACAGGAUUUGGAGAUACAAUCAGGAUCAGAAGGCUAAGGGGGCAACAGAGUCCUGACCGUCAACAGUGAAGUAAUAGGGCAACUUCAAGCCGGGCCACCGACUGACCUGCGUCACAUGUCCCUCUCGUUAUUUGUACAUCAUCACGUCACCAUUUCCACCUAACAUCCAUGCCAGCAACAUGAUUUGACCAUAUUUAGCCGCUAUCUCCCUGCUGGAAAUGUGCACUUUCCCCAAAAGUUCCAAGUUUCUUCAGGGUGUGUAUAUUUACCAUUUAAAAAAAAAAAAACACAUGGUCACCAACGCACACAUUACUUGUUUAACAAAUUGAUUGAUUGUACAUUUUGUUUGUAUAUCAUUUUAAUGUGUAGCAGUCAUUACCUCAUGCAAUCAUUUCCCCAAAACAUGUUUGGUUUUGAAGAAUGUGUCCAAAGCCGUUGAAGGGCAUCAUCAUGUUGCUUUUAAUUGCUUAUUUAUCAUACUAUGAUUAAAUUGCUUCAUUUUAAUAGCUUUAAAUUUGUGAGAAAAUAAUCAGGUCAUUGCUUUAAUUUUUUCUUUCUCAUAGUGCUAACUGUAUAACACCAUUUCUAUUAAAACUGUGCAGCUUGUUCGGCUACACAAAGGUUGCUAGCUAACAGAUACUGAACUGCUUUUAUCUAAAACCUCUUUGCUAUUAGGAAAUU